AUGUCUAGUAAUCCUUUCCUUGAACAAGUGAGGUCUUCAUUCCAACGCUCGAGAUCUUUGAACGCAGGGCCAUCUUUGCAACCAAACCGGGUGAUCUCUGAAAUUCAGAAUCGUCUAGAAAGAGAGUUAGCAACUGCAAAAGAGCAAGCCAUUGCCACAUUUGAAGGUCUUGCUAUCCACACCGACCUCCCAGGGUCUUCACCUUCAAAUUCGGAAUCAAGUUCAGACCAAGAAGAAGAAGAGAUGGCUGCCAAUGAGUUCAUGGGAGACCUUGAUAUCCCAACAAUUCCAGCAUCCCCUUCAAGCAUCUUGCUGCCCACCGCAGCCCGAAACUAUGAGCUUAAAUCUUCUCAUCUUAAUAUGCUCCCUUCUUUUUAUGGUUUACCUAAUGAAGAUCCAUUAACUCAUAUAAAGGAUAUUUUUAAUGUUGUGAGCUCUUUUCCCUUGACAGGUGUGACGGAAGAGCAACUUCGAAUGAGAGUGUUUCCGUACACUUUGAAAGAUAAGGCUAAAUAUUGGUUGAAUUCUUUGAAGCCUGGUUCACUCAUGACUUGGGGAGCCAUUCAAAAGAAGUUCUUGGAGAAAUAUUUCUCCACGCAAAAAACCUACAUGCUCAGGGACAAGAUCUUUCUAUUUGCACAACAAGAUGAUGAGUCGUUUUGUGAAGCAUGGGAGAGAUUCAACGGGCUGCUCAAUCAAUGUCCUCAUCAUGGGAUUCCAUUGAAGCUUCAGAUGCGUAUGUUUUAUAAAGGACUAACCCCCUCUAGCCAUAAUAUUUUCACUAAUUUUGCAGGUGGUUCUUAUAAGACUAAAACUCCAGAAGAAACAUAUGAACUCUUUGAGGAGAUAGCAAUGGAGACCCAACACACCGAUACAAGAGGAAAACGUAUUGCUGGUGGUUCUAAUGAUUCUUCCAAUGUGCAGAUUUCCAAAUUGGAACAAAAGCUAGAUGCCCUCCUUGCAUUGAACUCAAGAAACCCUUUGAAGGAAGUGUGUAGCAUCUGUGAAACUCAUGAUCAUCCUACCAUUUCUUGUCCCUUUGGGGCUGCAUAUCCAGAAUUUGUGCAAGAGCAAGCUAAGUUGGUGAAUUCCUACAACCGAGGUCCAAUAAAUGACCCAUAUUCUCAAAGUUAUAAUCCAGGUUGGAGGAAUCAUCCAAACUUUUCAUGGAGGAAUACACAGAAUCAAGCGAAUCCCCCUUCACUUCAAAGGCCACAACAAUCAUCAUCGUUUGAGGAUAUAGUGAAGCAAAUGGCAAUCAACCAAUCCAAUUUCCAGCAAACAACACAAGCUGCCAUCUCCAAGUUGGAAGUCCAAUUGGGCCAGAUAGCUACUGAAAUAGCUCAAAGAGAACCUGGGAAAUGGCCAAAGGAUGAAGAUGAAGAGGAAACCACAGCUAUGGAAGGAGAACAACCCAAAACGCCCCAAUCUGCUCCUAAGGCCAAAUCUGAUUCUCAGGAACCCAAUCCAUUUCAAUUGCAUAAAAGAGAUGACAAAUUUGUGCCAUCACAUCUUCAUCAAGAUAGAUACAUCCCACCUCCUCCAUAUAUUCCACCGAUUCCAUUUCCAGGCCGCUUGAAGAAAGCAAAUCAAGAUAAGGCUUUUAAAGAGAUUUAUGAUAUUUUGAGUAAAGUUAAUAUCAAUUUGCCCUUGCUUGAUGUUGUUAAACAGAUUCCUGCAUAUGGAAAGUUCAUCAAGCACUUGAUGACUCACAAGCUCAAUUUUACCCCAAGUGAAGAAGUAAAGCUCAACAAGAAUGUGAGUGCUGUGUUGCAAAGGAAGCUUCCACCAAAACUAGAAGAUCCUGGCAGCUUUAACAUUCCCAUUAACAUCGGAGAUAAGACGGUUGGAAGAGCCAUGUUGGACUUGGGAGCAAGCAUCAAUGUAAUGCCAUAUUCAGUUUAUCAGGCGCUUGGCUUAGAAGGGAUAAAGAAAAACUCAAUUCGUCUUGAACUAGCUGAUCAUUCUAUCAAAUAUCCAAGAGGUAUUGUAGAAGAUAUUUUAGUUCAAGUUAAUACACUCAUUCUUCCGGCUGAUUUUGUAGUGAUGGAUAUGGAGGAUAACCCAUAUGUAGACCGUGUUGAUCCCAUUCUCCUCGGGCGACCAUUCAUGGCCACCGCAGACACAAUCAUCAAAGUGAAAGAUGGCACCCUCUCCAUGACUGUUUUGGGUGAAACUGUUGAAUUUAAAGUGUUUGAUGCUCUGUCUCAACCUUCUAUCACUCUUGAUACUUGUUUUUCAAUUGAUGUUGUGGAUCAUGAGGUUUCUUCUAAAAUUGUGCAGAAAAAGUCUAAUGAUGCUUUGGAAGCGGUCCUAACACAAGAAGAGGAAGAUCUCUUUUAAUCAGAGUUCCAAGAAGUGAUGGCUGCCUUAGAAGUGUUUCAACCAUACCCACCAUCCUUUAGGCCACCACUUGAGACUAUUGCAUCAUCCUCCACAAAAUUGGAGCCAUCCAUUAUCACCCCACCAAAGCUAGAACUUAAACCUCUACCCAAUCAUCUUAAAUAUGCUUAUUUGGGUGCUAAUGAAACCCUCCCAGUUAUAAUUGCUGCAAGUCUCACUUCACAUGAAGAGGACAGUUUAAUUGAAGUUCUGAAAGAACAUAAAACAGCCCUUGGAUGGACCAUAGCAGACAUCAAAGGAAUUAGUCCAAGCAUGUGCAUGCACCUAAUUUUAAUGGAAGAAGACAGCAAACCAUCUCGUGAUGCACAAAGGAGGCUAAAUCCCAAUAUGAAGGAGGUGGUUAGGGCUGAAGUUUUGAAGCUACUUGAUGUGGGAAUCAUCUACCCAAUUUCAGAUUCUAAGUGGGUGAGUCCUGAGCAAGUGGUUCCAAAGAAGUCCGGAAUCACCGUUGUAAAGAAUGAGAAGAAUGAGCUAGUUCCAACACGCACUAUCACCGGUUGGAGAGGAAUUCAAGUGGACAAAGCCAAGAUAAAUAUCAUCACAAAUCUACCACCCCCUUCCUCUGUUAAAGGAGUUAGAAGCUUUCUGGGCCAUGCCGAAUUUUAUAGAAGGUUCAUAAAAAAUUUUUCAAGCAUUUCAAGACCAUUGUGUAAUCUCCUUGCUAAGGAUGCUGUUUUUGAGUUUGACGAGAUUUGCAUGGAAGCCUUUACGACUUUGAAGAAAGAGCUAACUUCAGCCCCUAUUAUCAUAGCUCCAGAUUGGUCUUUACCAUUUGAAAUAAUGUGUGAUGCCUCUGACUUUGCUAUUGGUGCAGUUUUAGGUCAAAAGAAGAACAAGCUUCCCCAUGUGAUUCAUUAUGCAAGUCGGACCUUGAAUGAUGCCCAACUCAAUUACUCCACAACAGAAAAGGAGUUGCUUGCUGUGGUUUUUGCUUUAGAAAAAUUUCGUCCUUACCUUGUUGGUUCUAAAGUAAUUGUUUAUUCUGACCAUGCAGCUCUUAGAUACUUGCUCACUAAGAAGGAUGCCAAACCUCGCUUGAUCAGAUGGAUUCUCUUGCUGCAAGAGUUCGAUUUGGAGAUUCGAGACAAGAAGGGAUGUGAAAAUGUGGUGGCUGACCAUUUGAGCAGAAUUGUGGUUGAAGAGCAAGGAGAAGCUGUACUACCAUUGAAUGAGACUUUCCCAGAUGAACAACUAUAUGUUGCCCAAGUCAAAGAGCCAUGGUAUGCUGAUUUUGUUAAUUAUCUUGCUUGUGGUGUUCUUAGAAAUGAUCUAACUUAUCAAGACAAAAAGAAGUUCUUUUCCAUGGUGAAACAUUAUGUCUGGGAUGAACCUUUCUUAUUCAAGCAUUGCCCAGAUCAACUCAUUAGAAGAUGUGUUCCAGAAGAAGAACAAGAAAGCAUCCUUAGGCAUAGCCACGAAUUGGCUUGUGGAGGCCACUUUGGAGCCAAGAAAAAAGCACUUAAAAUUUUGCAAUCAGGUUUCUUUUGGCCUACUCUAUUCAAAGAUGCAUUUAAUUUUUGUGUUAAGUGUGAUAGGUGUCAAAGGAUGGGAAACAUAAGUCGCAGGAACGAACUGCCAUUGAAGAACAUACUCUUUGUGGAACUCUUCGAUGUAUGGGGUAUUGAUUUCAUGGGACCAUUCCCAUCUUCCUUUGGUUAUACCUACAUACUUGUUGCUGUUGAUUAUGUGUCUAAAUGGGUGGAAGCCAUAGCCACCAAAACCAAUGAUCAUAAGGUGGUCCUGAAGUUCUUGAGGGACAAUAUUUUCACAAGGUUUGGUACUCCAAGGGCUGUCAUUAGUGAUGGAGGCAGCCACUUCUGCAACAAGCUAUUUGAAGCACUCAUGAAGAAGUACAAUAUCACCCAACGAGUCUCUACACCAUAUCAUCCUCAAACUUCUGGUCAAGUAGAAAUAAGCAACAGAGAAAUUAAGCAGAUCCUAGAGAAGGUGGUGAAUAGUACAAGGAAAGAUUGGGCUGCCAAGCUCAAUGAUGCAUUAUGGGCUUAUAGGACUGCAUAUAAGACUCCCAUCGGAAUGAGCCCUUAUCGCCUUGUGUUUGGGAAAGCCUGUCACUUGCCAAUGGAGCUUGAACACAAUGCUUUUUGGGCCAUCAAGAAGUUGAAUUUUGCUGACAAGGCCGGCCAUGUUAGAAAGUUUCAGCUCAAUGAAUUGGAAGAAAUUCGACAUGAGUCCUAUGAGAAUGCAAAGCUAUACAAAGAACGUACCAAGAGUUACCAUGACAAGAACAUUCAACGGAAAGAAUUCACCAAAGGUAUGUCAGUUCUUUUGUUUAACUCACGUUUGCGUCUCUUUCCAGGAAAAUUGAAGUCUAGGUGGCUUGGCCCAUUCACCGGGGUCAAUGUAUCUCCCUAUGGAGCUGUGGAGAUUCAAAAUCCUAAAGAUGGCUCGACUUUCAAAGUAAAUGGACAACGCUUAAAGCCAUUCUAUGAGGGAGUGUCAGUUGGAAUUCAAACUGGUCAUGUGGUGGAUCAUCUUCCCUUCGCACAAUCAAGUUAG
Prunus dulcis (almond) is the source of this 4920-nucleotide messenger RNA. RefSeq lists its product as uncharacterized. The record is from RefSeq and is a predicted model, not a curated record. Gene Ontology annotation, molecular function: nucleic acid binding. Gene Ontology annotation, biological process: DNA integration. Lineage: Eukaryota; Viridiplantae; Streptophyta; Magnoliopsida; Rosales; Rosaceae.